UCCACAAUGGAGAGAGAAUGACAAAAGAUAUCUACGGGCUUCGAGAUUCGAAAACAUUUACCUGACUUUUACAAAGGGAUUUCAUUUGAGUUCCCGAUCGCAAAACCGCCCAUGGACCGAUGUGUGGACUAAUAAUCAACAGCCUUUCAAACAAUCUUCGCUAGUCAAACAACCCUCUGAUUAACAUCGAAGUUAACUGAAAGAUCGUUUCUUUGGAAGAAGGCUUUAGGAUUUUUGAUAUUGCUACCAAACGUGAUCGACGAUGAAUAUAGAAUACAUCCAUAUGAAAGACAGUCAAUUGGACAGGCAUGAGAGGGUUUUCACUCGAUGGAUCAAUCUUCAUUUAGCAAAUGCGAAUCCUCCAGUAAAAGUCACUGAUCUCGUCAAUGAAUCGAAAGAUGGGCACGUUUUACUCACACUUGUUGAAGUACUUCUUGGAGUAAGAGUUUUAAGAGACACGAGAACCAGCCGCAUAGCUAACAUUAAAAAUGUCCAAGAGGCUAUGGGAUACUUGACAAGAAACAAGGUCCGAACGGGUAGUGUAAUCGCCAGUGAGAUCGUGUCAGGUGUUCAGCGGGCCACGUUAAGCUUGGUGUGGAGUAUCAUCUUUCAUUUUCAGGUACUCGAGGCGAUGCAACCCUCUCAAACAGAUUAUGGAGUCAGUCAAAAGCUUCUAGCAUGGUGUCAGAAUCAGUUGAAAGGAUACAGAGGUAAAGUAGAAGUGACAAACUUAACUACGAGCUGGAUGGAUGGUUUAGCAUUUAAUGCACUGCUUCACUCUUUCAAUCCAUCUCACUUUAAUUUUGAUGCAAUAUCAAGUGACGGGGAUAAACGUCUUGUACAUGCCCUUAGCCUGGCGACAAAAGAAUAUGGAGUGCCUCCUAUUUUUGACUUAGAAGAUUUUGGAGUCGAAACACCAGAUAAAAAUAUGAUUUCGCUUUUCUUAUCAUAUUUGUAUCAAUUCACGAGGAGAGGAGCUCUAUCGGUCGAGAGUUUUGAAACAGUCAAGAAACAAACAUCAUCAGAAAUAAAAAUGGAAUACAAAGUACAGACCGUUUCCUCACAGUAUGAAACGUCGAGUUCACGUGCUACAACUUAUGAUGUCCAAACAACAACCACAACUCAACAGGGAAAGAAUGAGACUGUCUUUUAUGAAAACCAGUCUGCGGGAAAUGAACGAGUUCUUCAUUUGACUGGUUUCCCUUCAUCAAUUCAGAUACAAGAGCGAAGAGGUUUUGUUGUGUCGCCGUUUGGAAACCUCUCGGGUAGUUCCUCCAGAAAUUCAUCGAGAACCACAAGUCCUGAAUUAAAGGAGCUUAAAGACGAACCUUUAACGUUCACAUCAUCACCUCAAAUGUCAUGGAAUGAAUCAUACGAGUACAAGGUUGCCACCCAUAGUAUUACAUCAGAUAGUCAUGUGACAUCCACCACCAGCACCAAGAUGUCAUCUUCUAAAAGUAGUGAAGACUAUUCUACGAGACUGGUUGAGUUUACAAGCACGGAUCAGGAUGGUCAAACAAAUGAAAAAGAUAAAAACCAAAAAGAGGUAGAGCCUGACGAUAGCAAUAGCGACUCGGAAAUGCUGAUAAGGUACACAGUGGAGAAAAAGAUAGAGCAAGGUCCAACCGUGGAUGUAGAAAUUGAAGAGACUGAAGAGACAGUUAUUGAUGGAACGGUGGAAAAGGCAAUGAACGAGGCAGAGGAUGAUCGAAAAAGAAAGCAAAAUGCCGAAAAGGACGCCGAAAUUGAAACGAAAGAAGAUGGUGGUGCUGAAGAGGGAGAAGCCCAUCCUGAGAAAGAAAUUAAGGAAGACGAGUUCCAUGAGGACGCAAAACAAGCGGAUAGUAGAACAAACAAAACCAGGAAGAUUUUGCUGGUAUCCACUGCGCGUAUCUCUGGUGAAAAAAAUCCAAAGAAAACAGAACCCAACGAACGGGCUUCUUGGCUAUCCGUUAGCACUGACGAUGAGGGCGAUCAACCUGACAGCCUGGUUCAUUAUUUUAGACACAGCAGAGAUGAUCACGAGUCCAGUCCUCCCAGAUACCUGACCCAAAUUCAGAUCAAUUUAGGAGGACAAAGAGAAAAUAAUGCCGGCUCCCCAGCUGGCACAAUCAACUUUGUGGAUUACCUGAAGAGGAAAUUAGACGCCGUUGAUCGAGAUUUGUUUGACAUUGAGUAUGGUGCAAAACAGUCGGACAAGGAAUCGAUGGACUUACAGUCAACAAAAAAAGCUUUGGACCAACACAAGGACGCUCUGCUUGAGUUGGAAUCGGUUGAAGCCCAUACUUAUGAUGCACUAGAAGAGGGAAAGAAUCUGGUCAACGAAAAGUGCUUUGAUAGCUCGCAUGAAGAAUACUUCAGCGAUAGAAUGGAGGCAACAGAAAGAAAACUGAGGAGGAUAGAGGACGUCGUAAACAAGGAGCAUCAAAGGUUGUUCGACCUGUAUGUAAUUUUGCUCAAACAACACUUGGAGCGGAUGAAUGAUUGGCUUGUCCGUGCCGAGUCCCGAAUGGCAUUAGAUGAUGACGUCGAGCCAACUUACGAAGGAGUGAACUCUCAAAUCAUCAAUCAUAAGACAUUCCAGGAAGACUUGUCCAAUCAUUCCAUGGUGAAUAUGAUACUUGAUAUGGAUUUGGAAGAUCCUGCUAUAGAUGAAACCAUCCGGGACUGGGUCAGAGUCCUAAGUGAACGUUGGGCGGCAGUGUGGACGUGGGCAGAAGAAUGGAAAAAGAAGCUUAACAAAGCCCUUAUGGACUGGAAUAAACUUCGUGAGGAAGAGACUGUUUUACUGUCGUGGCUGUCAAGUAAAGAACAAACUAUGGAUGUCAUUAGCCAAACGGACAUCACAGAUGAGGAACAAGUGAAAAUGCACUUGAAUUUGCUGGAGACAUUAGAGCGCGAAAUGGAGGCACAAGGCACACGUCUGGAAUCUCUCCAUCAGAUUGGAGAGGAACUUAUUAAAGAUGCUGACUAUCACAAUUCAACUGCUAAAGCUAUCUGGGACCAGUUGGAAGACUUUGAUGAAUGCUGGACAGGCAUUAGUAACUCAGUCAAGGAGAGGAAAGUAGUGCUUCAAGACGCCCAAAGUAAGGUGAAACGGAUGGGGGAUUUGAUGAAAGAAGUUCGAACCUGGAUGGACGAGGCAGAAAAGCUUAUCAAAUAUAUACGAUUACAAAGUGACCCAGAAAAGGAAAACAAAAUUCAAGAAAAGAUAGAGCUCAAAUGCGAGGAAAAAGACAGAAAUCAGCUAAAAGUCGACGAGAUCAAUCGACUGGAGGAAGACCUAAGCUCAAAUAUCGACAAGAGGUCCAACUACUACUUGAAAAAAGUCACCAAACCAUUCAACAAGCGUUGGGAUGACACAAGAAUUGCCCUGGACAGAUAUCGUAAUGACGACUACCCGUUUGUCAAGCCAGAUGACUGCUUCCUUGUGAAAUGUUUAAAGAAAGCCCUCGUAGUUAAUUGAAGUGCUUAACUUUCAAGGCAAUGAUAAGGCAUAAUGUACGACGCUUUAAGUACCAGCUCUCUGUCAAAAUAGCCAGGCUUAAUUAACAGCAAUCGCAUAAGUAACCUAUUGAAAAGAUGGAUUUGAACCCUUUCAUAACAGGGGAGGGUAGAAAACCUAGAUUUUUUUAUUUCAAAAGGGACAAAGUUUCCGACUUAAAUCAGUUAAAAGAGACCUCAAUACAUCAACAAUCCGUUGCCGAAAAUGCAAGUUGGCUCAGUCGGUUGAAGCUUUAGUUAAUAUCAAGGUUCAACAAAACCAUAGAAACGAUUAAAAAUGCUAUUCUAGCUGUUCAGAAAACUUAGGCUCUUCCUUUAUUAGGAAUUGCAAAUUAUAGCUAUUCUUCAUUUGGCUAAGAACUUGGAAUUUAAAACUGACGAGCUUUAAGUUACGAUGAUAGUUAGCUUUUAUCGUCAAAAAUGUUUAAAGUUUAAUGUUCCAACCUGUUUAGCAAAGCAAAGCUUCCAGUCACUAUAUAUACCAAUAACAGGAACGUUUGAAAUUAUUAAAUAUACACUGAUUUGGUCGUUAACAUGUUGGUGAGUAGAAAAUAAAAGCGCAUUUACUACGCACUAAAAGCUAAAUGGGAGAAAUACUCAAGUUUGUUAAAGAAGCUAGCCGAGAGAAAAUAAAUUAGAAGAUAACCAUA
Molecule: messenger RNA, 4154 nt
Organism: Stylophora pistillata
Lineage: Eukaryota; Metazoa; Cnidaria; Anthozoa; Scleractinia; Pocilloporidae
Molecular function (GO): protein binding
Source: RefSeq, a predicted model, not a curated record